Tilletiaria anomala UBC 951 is the source of this 1440-nucleotide messenger RNA. Its product is annotated as LmbE-like protein. The coding region runs from base 221 to 1090 and encodes 289 amino acids. Gene Ontology annotation, molecular function: N-acetylglucosaminylphosphatidylinositol deacetylase activity. The record is from RefSeq and is a predicted model, not a curated record. Gene Ontology annotation, cellular component: endoplasmic reticulum. Gene Ontology annotation, biological process: GPI anchor biosynthetic process. Lineage: Eukaryota; Fungi; Basidiomycota; Exobasidiomycetes; Georgefischeriales; Tilletiariaceae. The transcript has 2 exons.
CACCGUCUUUCUCGAUUUCUUAUUCUUCAAACUUCGCGGCAAACAAGAAGCAUGGCUAUACAUUCUUGUUCGCGCACAGAACAGUCACGCUGGCUCACACGCUGAUAGCCGUCGCUUCGUGAUCGCAUGAUCGUUGAUUACAACAAACCAGCGACUUUUUGUUUCCCGCGGACGAGCUGCAGCGGGCGAUCAUCUGGUAGCCUUCGCGUCCAGUACUGCCAUGGUCGUCGUUUCUGCUCGCCGGGUAAGGCGGUUUUCUAGGGCUACGAAGCCGUUCGACGUGUGGAGGAUCUCGCGACUCGUUUUGAUCGCUUGGAUUGCUUGCUUGGUUCUGCAACGUUUCCUCUCCGGGGUGUUUCCACAGCACUCGCCCCCAUUCUCGCCUGGUGAGCGCGCGCUCAUUCUCACGGCACACCCUGACGAUGAAGUCAUGUUCUUCGCGCCUACUAUCAUGGCCAUGCAAGCAGCUGGUACCACGGUGUUUGGACUCUGCCUCAGUACGGGUAAUGCAACCGGUCUUGGCAAACACCGAGCUCUGGAGUUGGCCGAAUCGUACGACAUCCUCGGGGUGCCAGCCAUGCGGAUCGCCUCCCUAGACGACAACAGCCUGCAAGAUGGCAUGGAAGUGCAAUGGAACGCAUCUUACAUUUCCAGCCUGUUGGAACGGUUCAUAGAACAGCUCGACAUUGAUGUGAUUCUCACAUUUGACAGCGAGGGAGUCACACGGCACGCAAAUCAUCAUGCAUGCUUUGAAGCAGUGCGUUUGGCGGCUGGCAACGACAAGGCGCGUGCUUCCCUCGGACAAACCUCACCAUCCCACACACUCCGUAUAUUGACUCUGGCCACUGUCUCACCGCUCUGGAAGUUCCUGGGUCUACCAAAGGCCCUGCUUGACAAUGUGACGUUAAGGGCGAAGCAUCGAUACGGCUUGGCGCAGGGCUCGUUCCAUGUCUUGGGAGCGCCGAGCCACUACUGGACUGCACUUCAGGCAAUGCGCAAGCAUCAAACUCAGCUUGUCUGGUUCCGGUAUCUCUACAUCAUCUUCUCCGUCUAUAUGCGCUCAAACACGCUAAUGCAGCUUACGGCAUGAAUGAGGGAUCGCCUUCAUUAGGGAGAAGUGUCCUUGUAUUUGUUCAGCAUCCUUGGAAUCCCCAAACAAAAUCGUCAAACAAGUCUCUCGACCACGUUGACUAUAUGAUCCUCCGACAGCAAUUCUUCAACUCUCCAACACCGUCUGCUCACCUUCUCCAGCGUUUCCCUCCGCCUUCACUCGUCGCCACUCGCAUGUGCGGGCGCCUUGUUCGCCAUGGACAUCAACAAUACAUUCAGCGUUGUGAACAUAGUUUCGACCGCGGAGUACAUCUCCAAGGCAACGUCGGCAGCUGGCCUGGCGGUCUUUGGGAUCGAGUACAUUCUCACCUUUCCGGCUGAAAUAGCACU